CGUAAAAUCGCAUCCAACCCAUGACGCAACAGCAAGGGAGGAACGACGAGCAAAUCCGUGAUCAUCUCCAGUCGAGAGGUGACAUCCUUGCGAGCCAGCGAGCUCCUCCAGUCAAGUCAGUCCACCCUAAAUAGGUCGUGAUCGAGAUCCUUUCGGGACUCUCCGGUGGGCGUGCAUGCGUGCGUAAAAUGGAGCCGCGUGUGUGCGCAGCGCUGCGCGGCACACUUGUGUCACACACCGACGGACAAACUUGCUUUUAACGAGGGAAAGCUGCAGCGUGCAUGGCGGCUUCCCCCGAAACGAUGAUGUGAAGUCAGUCACGAGCGGGCGAGUCAGUUGCGCCAAGGAAGGAAGAAAAGAUGCUGCAUGAGCGAGGCUGCGAGAGGACAUUUAAACCAAGCUUCCAGACCGCCUAGCUCCGCUUGGACUGUAAGCAGGAUCACAAUGGAGAGCCUCAGUGAGCUCCAGAAUCCUCUUCUGGACAAAAGCAACAAGCGGCUAGUCCACGGUUACCAUGGCGACUACCCAAGCCAGCAGCAGCACCAGGACGGCCUCAUGGGCUACCUCUACAGCGGGAGCCAUGACGAGCACAAGUCUCAACAGUUCCUGGACGCCACCUCGCUGCAUCUAGCGGUGGAGGCCUUCUACAAGCCUGAUUUCAUCCUGUGCAAGGAUGACGUGAGCCUGCACAGCAAAGACUCCAAGAGCGAGAGCUUUGAGACCACCUUUACUGAGAACAAAGACGUGGCGCCGGGGGACGAGAAGCAACUGGGCGGCACCCAAGGAGGGAAGGAUGUGAAGAUCCAGACGGUGUCGUAUGAGGUGGAGGAUGAGCAGGCUCCUGAGUAUGAGAGUGACAGCUCCAGUGAGAGCGAGAGCGAAGACAACUUCCUGGUGCUUCCUCCUCGGGACUACCUGGGCCUGACUAUCUUCUCCAUGCUCUGCUGCUUCUGGCCUUUGGGCAUUGUUGCUUUCUGCUACUCUCACAAGACCGGCAAGGCCGUCGCUAAGGGAGACUUCUCCAGAGCUGGAAUGAGCUCCAGGAGAGCCCUUUUCUUGGCUGCGCUUUCCAUUACCAUUGGCACGGGAAUGUACGUGGGGGUGGUGGUGGCCCUCAUCGCCUACCUGUCCAAGCCCGGACAUGUAUAACACUGGCAAUAGAAGCAGACAAAUGGGAGGAGGAGAAUGGACUUCAUCACUCCUGUGGGCUGCUGGUUGUCAAAGUAGAAUAAGAGGGAAGGAAGAACAAGAAAGCUGUUUGGACAUUCAAAUGGAUCUUGAAUUUUGGGGAUGGACUCUUAAAAGAAGAAAGGAAACAGCCUCCCUAUUAAGAAAUAUUUCCCUGCUUAAUUUAGAAUGAAUGUAUUCACUCUCAAUACAAUCGCAGCGUCAAAGAUUUCUUUUUAUAUUGUCCAGAUUGAGAAAGAAAAUGUAGAUUGUCUUUGUGUAGACAAAAAGCUGCUGAGCAGUGGUCACUAGGGAUAUUUGUGUUUAUUCUGUACUGUCCACCAAAUUAAAUGAACACUUUUGGCAUGAAUAAUAAAUAAACGUCGCUUCUACAAAUGUC
Molecule: messenger RNA, 1567 nt
Organism: Syngnathus acus (greater pipefish)
Lineage: Eukaryota; Metazoa; Chordata; Actinopteri; Syngnathiformes; Syngnathidae
Product: synapse differentiation-inducing gene protein 1-like
Exons: 4
Coding region: 367-1149 (260 amino acids)
Cellular component (GO): membrane; intracellular membrane-bounded organelle
Source: RefSeq, a predicted model, not a curated record